Erpetoichthys calabaricus (reedfish) is the source of this 3379-nucleotide messenger RNA. It is a transcript of the gene man2b2, whose product is annotated as mannosidase, alpha, class 2B, member 2. The transcript has 19 exons. Bases 84 to 3164 code for a protein of 1026 amino acids. Lineage: Eukaryota; Metazoa; Chordata; Cladistia; Polypteriformes; Polypteridae. The record is from RefSeq and is a predicted model, not a curated record. Gene Ontology annotation, biological process: mannose metabolic process. Gene Ontology annotation, cellular component: lysosome. Gene Ontology annotation, molecular function: alpha-mannosidase activity; carbohydrate binding.
UUGUCUGCAUGAAAUGAGCAUAACUAGGAAGUGGUCCAGGCAAAAGAUUUUACCAUGGUCUGUUAAAGUUGACUGCAGCUAGGAUGUAUGCAAUAAUGCUCUUGGUGCUCGUGUUUGCGACCUUGUCGGCGCCUCAGAUUACUAAUGCCGGACAAGCGACUAAAAUCCAGGCCUUCGUCGUGCCUCAUAGUCAUAUGGAUGUGGGCUGGGUGUACACAGUGAAGGAGAGCAUGCAUGCCUAUGCUGCUAAUGUUUACACAACUGUAACAGAAGAAUUAACUAAAGGACCACAUCGUAAAUUCAUUGCAGUGGAGCAGGAGUUCUUCAGAUUAUGGUGGGACACAGUUGCCACUGACAUGCAGAAACUGCAAGUACGUCAGUUACUUGAAGAGGGGAGACUGGAAUUUAUAAUUGGCGGUCAAGUGAUGCACGAUGAAGCAGUAACUACAGUGGAAGAUCAGAUUUUGCAACUUACAGAGGGUCAUGGCUUUCUGUAUGAGACAUUUGGGAUAAGGCCUCGGUAUUCCUGGCAUGUGGAUCCAUUUGGAGCAUCUGCUGCUACUCCUGUCAUUUUUUCACUAGCUGGUUUUAAUGCUCAUGUUAUUUCUCGGAUAGACUACGAUCUCAAAGAAGAAAUGCAGAAAAAUAAGACACUACAGUUUGUAUGGAGAGGUUCAUCAUCUUUAGGUAAACAUCAAGAAAUUUUUACACAUACAAUGGACCAGUUUAGCUACUGUACACCAUCUUACUUGCCCUUCUCGAACAGAUCAGGUUUUUAUUUUAAUGGAGUGGCCAUGUUCCCUGAUCCACCAAAGGAUGGUAUUUAUCCCAAUAUGAGUCUGCCUGUUACUGAAAAUAACAUUUAUUUAUAUGCCAAGACUAUGGUUAACAAUAUUAAACAAAGAUCUGCAUGGUUUAGAACUAGCCAUGUUCUUUGGCCUUGGGGCUGUGAUAAACAGUUUUUCAAUUCUUCAGUUCAGUUUCAAAAUAUGGACCCACUUAUAGAAUACAUUAACAAAAACUCUGAGUUGUUUGGUGUGUCUGUUCAAUAUGCUACACUGAGUGAUUAUUUCAGUGCUAUCCACAAUUCCAGUCUCUCUUGGGAUGUACGACUUAAUGAAGAUUUUCUUCCAUAUUCCACAGAACCUUUUCAAGCAUGGACUGGAUUUUAUGCAUCUCGAAAUGUCUUGAAAGGCAUGGCUAGAAGGGCAAGUUCUCUGCUAUAUGCUGUGGAGUCUCUUUUUACUCGGUACUUGCUAAUGUAUCCAAAAGGGCCCAUUGAUAAAGAAUGGGCUUUAAAACAGCUGCAGAAUCUCAGAUGGGCAGUUUCUGAGGUACAACAUCAUGAUGGUAUAACAGGUACAGAGUCACCCAAAGUUUGUGAUAUGUACAUAGACCACUUAACACAAGGGAUGAUAGCCGUUAAAGAAUUAAUGGCUGCUUUGCUGAUUAUCCCAAGGAAACCUUUGAAAGCUGUCUAUCAAAGUUCUAGCAGCAAUGGUGAUCAAGAUCUUUAUCAUUAUGUCUUAGUCUAUAAUCCUUUGGCAUGGAAUAUCACAACAUUUAUCAGUAUUAUGGUGGCAUACCCAGUGGCACUGGUUUAUGAUGAGGAUGGAAAUCCUGUUCCAGCACAGAUACAAAAAUCCAAAGAGUCAAUUGACAUGUAUGAUCUCUACAUAUUUGUGAAAUUAGUUGGACUUGGCUAUAAAAAAUACUCAAUUAAAUUUCAGUCAUCACCAUAUGUCAAACAGUUUAACUGCCUGCCAACGUAUUUAGCAGAAAUUGUACAGUUUGACAGGCAAAGUCUUAAGAAUUCAAAGAAAAGAGGUCUUAGACUGCUACCUGUUAUGAAUGAGUGUUACACUUUGAUGUUUGACCAAGCUUCCAAUCUUCUGUACAGUAUAACAAAUAGGGAGACGGGAAAAACAUUAAAAAUCACCCAGGAUUUCCUGGAAUACCAUGCUAAUGGAGAUGUGUAUCAAGGACCAAUUUCUGAUAAUUACAUUUUCACCAGUAAUGGAUCAGCAGAAUCUGUGUCGAAAGAUGUCAAAAUGGAAAUUGUUAUUGGAAAACUAGUAACAGAGAUAAGGCAGUACUUCUACAGUGAAAAAUCUGAGCAAUGCAGUUAUGCCAUUUACACACGGCUCUAUAAUGUCCCUGCUGGAUAUGAUGGUGUGGGGAAUGAAGUUUGCCAUAGAAUAGAGCAAGAGUACAGAGUUGGUCCUCUGGAAUUAAAUAGAGAAGCCAUUCUUCGGACUUACACUGAAAUAAAUAAUGAGAAAACAAUCUUCACUGAUAAUAAUGGAUAUCAAAUGCUUAAGAGACAGUAUAAAGCAUAUGUGAAUAAUACAAUAGCACGGAAUUAUUACCCAAUGGUACGAACCGCUUACAUAGAAGAUGACUCCACACGGCUUGUCAUUCUAAGUGAGAGAACACAUGGUAUUUCCUCUCUUGACAAUGGACAAGUAGAGGUUAUGCUUCACAGGAGACUUUGGAACAAUCAAGAAUGGAAUAAUGGUUACAAUCUCACUCUUAAUGACACAUCAGUUAUUCACCCUGUUCUUUGGUUAAUGGUGGGUGCAAAACCAGCAAUGACAGCCUUAUAUUCUAGGAGUGCACUAUCCUUGGAACACCGACCCAUUGUUAUGGUGCUUAAAUCUUCAGAAGUGAGUUCCGAAGAUUCUCAGACAUUUUUUAAAAGUACUCUUGAUUUGUCAGAGCCUGUCACCGUCCCUCUAAAUGUUCAUGUACAAAGUCUGAGUAUUCCAGGAUGGAGGUACAAUUCUAAUCACAAUGAACAUCUGAGAAAUAUUUUUCAAGGGAAUAUUAAUGAAGCUGAAAGAGAUUUCAACCGAGUAUUGCUCAGAAUCACUCAUUUGUAUGAACAAGAAGAAGAUCCUUUACUCUCUCAGCCUGCAGCUAUAAAUAUUCAGAAAAUGUUAAAACCUCUGGGAGUUGUGUCUUCUGUUGAAGAACGCUCCCUUACGGGAACUUGGGAUUUAAAUGAACUUCAGAGAAUGAAAUGGAAGACCUCACAGAAUAAAAGCAGAGGCUUCACAAAUAGAUCAAAUGUAUUUUUACAAGAUUUCACUGUAAUUAUAUACCCAAAGGAAAUAAGGACAUUUUUUGUUUAUUUUCAACAACAAACACAGAGGUCUGAAUAAAACUGUAUUAUAUAAUCAGUUCCAAGAAAUGAAAUGGCCGUGCUGUUACAGGUCUAUUUCUGAAGGAAUUCAUGGAUCACUGCAUAAAUUCGAUUUCUAUGCUUUCAUUUCACUAAUAUUUUUGAAACAGUGUUAUUCAUUAAUGAUAAAAGUCAAAUAAUCUUUGUAAAUACAAUUAAUGUUGUAAUAAAAUUAUGUUGAAAAGAGAAAAACAA